CCACGCCCACGGCUCUUGCGCACGCGCAGCUGGAGAUGCGACUCUGGGCCGUCCUCAGCGCCGAGCUUUGACAGAGACUCCCUAAGGGGUGGUGGGGCGGACUCUUGGUGUCGCGCGCAUGCUUGGCAGGGCCGGGCGGCUCUUCUCCUGAAGCUGAGGCUCGGACGCCUCAGCUGGGCCUAAGAUGGACCUCCCGGCCGUGCUCGCCGCCCCGGUCGCGCGCGGAGACCAACAUGGCGGUGGCCCAAGCCGACUUCGCCGCGGCGCGGGGCCAUCCCUCGGUGCGGACCCCGGGCGCCGCCGCCUGCUGCUGCUCCGGGGCCCGGAAGAUGGCGGGCCCGGGCCGCGUCAGGAGGAGGCCCCGGGGCCGAGCCCGCCGCCUUCCGAGGACGGCGGCGGCGACUCUUUCGUGGUACUGCUGGAAGUGCCGCGCGCAGCCGACGCCCACGGACAGGAGGAGGCCGAACCCGGCCCCUGCGCUAGCCCCCCGGAGCAGGUCCCGGCCGCCGCCCCCGGCGCGGCUCUGGCGGGCACCGUCACCAUCCACAACCAGGACCUCCUGGUGCGCUUCGAUCGCGGCGUCUUCACGCUGGCCGCUGCGCCCGCGCCAGCUGCCCCGAGCCUGCAUCCCGCGACUACCCCAGGCCCGGAGCCCUCGAGCGCCUGCGUGUCCCGCCGCGGGCCGGCGGCCGCCAGCGCUGCCUCUCCAGCCUACCGCUGUCCGGAGCCGCAGUGCGCGCUGAGCUUCGCCAAGAAGCACCAGUUGAAGGUGCACCUGCUGACGCACGGCAGCCUCCAGGGCCGCCGGCCCUUCAAGUGCCCGCUGGAUGGCUGCGGCUGGGCCUUCACCACCUCCUACAAGCUCAAACGACACCUGCAGUCGCACGACAAGCUGCGGCCCUUUGGCUGCCCGGUGGGCGGCUGCGGCAAGAAGUUCACCACGGUGUACAACCUCAAGGCGCACAUGAAGGGCCACGAGCAGGAGAGCCUGUUCAAGUGCGAGGUGUGCGCCGAGCGCUUCCCGACACACGCCAAGCUCAACUCGCACCAGCGCAGCCACUUCGAGCCCGAGCGCCCCUACAAGUGUGAUUUCCCCGGCUGUGAGAAGACAUUCAUCACAGUGAGUGCCCUGUUUUCCCAUAACCGAGCCCACUUCAGGGAACAAGAGCUCUUUUCCUGUUCCUUUCCUGGAUGCAAUAAACAAUAUGACAAAGCCUGCCGACUGAAAAUUCACCUGCGGAGUCAUACAGGUGAAAGACCAUUUAUUUGUGACUCAGACAGUUGUGGCUGGACCUUCACUAGUAUGUCCAAACUUCUAAGGCACAAAAGGAAACAUGACGAUGACCGGAGGUUCACCUGCCCUGUGGAAGGCUGUGGCAAGUCAUUCACUAGAGCAGAGCAUCUGAAGGGCCACAGUAUCACCCACCUGGGAACAAAGCCAUUCGAGUGCCCUGUGGAAGGGUGCUGUGCCAGGUUCUCAGCUCGAAGCAGUCUAUACAUUCAUUCUAAGAAACACCUGCAGGAUGUGGGUGCUCCGAAAAGCCGUUGCCCAGUGUCCAGCUGCAACCGACUCUUCACCUCUAAGCACAGCAUGAAGGCUCACAUGGUGCGGCAGCACAGCCGGCGCCAAGAUCUUGUACCUCAGCUGGAAGCUCCAAGUUCUCUCACACCCAGCAGUGAACUGAGUAGCCCGGGCCAAAGCGAGCUCACCAACAUAGACCUAGCAGCCCUUUUCUCUGACACACCUGCUAACAGUGGCAGUCCCACAGCUGGGUCGGAUGAAGCCCUGAACUCCGGGAUCCUCACCAUUGAUGUCUCUUCUGUGAGCUCCUCUCUGGGAGGGAAUCUCCCUUCUAAUAACAGCUCCUUAGGGCCCAUGGACCCCCUGGUUCUGGUGACCCACAGUGAUAUGCCUCCGAGUUUGGACAGUCCUCUUGUUCUUGGGACAUCAGCCACAGUUCUUCAACCAGGCAGUUUCAGUACAGAUGAUUCUCAGGCCAUGGGCACAGGAGCAGUAGGCUGUCUGGUGGCUUUGCCUGUGAGGAACUUGGGUCAAGACCCACCAGCUUUGACUCCCAGCAAUAACUUAACAGCACCUGACACCGCACCAACCUCUUCAGACACUGCCCAAGAAACUGCCAGAGUCCCAGAUCUGCUGGUUCCAAUAAAAGUGGAACAAGACUUACCUCCUGUCCCAGAUGUGGUCCAGGGGCAGGAAGAAAGCCACAAGCCAUCCCAGUCUAUGCUGUCCAGCUCUACAGAGAGGCCAGGGGCUCAAAAGGACUCAGAGCUCAGUGCUGGCACCGGCAGCCUCUACUUGGAAAGUGGGGGCUCAGCAAGAACUGAUUACCGAGCCAUUCAACUAGUCAAGAAAAAAAAGCAGAAAGGAGCUGGGAGCGAUGAAGGAACCUCUGAGUCUGCUCAUGGGAAAACGAAAGGUGGCACGGUCAACCCUCCUCAUCUCCACUCAGGCCAGCACAGCUGUUUUUGUGGAAACCUCAUGGUACCCAGUGGAGGUCUGCCAGUGCCAGCCCCUGUGGCUGGGCUGCAGUGUGUCCAGAUCCCUAUUCUGCAGCCUGUCUCACUGCAUCUGUGCAAGCCCUUGCCUUUGUUAGGACUGACGUAUCAGGAUGACCCCUCAGGUGAAGGAGGCUUGCCACUAGCCCUCAGCCCACAGCGUUCUGCCUUCCACCCCUGCUUCACCAUGGAUCUGCCUGUCUACGUCCUCCAGGUGAGGUACUUCCAGCAUCUGGAGGUUCUGCUGGGCUGGAGACUAUGCAGGCACCAGGAAGUACCAUCAACCUGCAGGACCUUCAGUGACAUCAGCCUGGGCAAACAAGGACCGUGUUCCAGGCUGCACUUAAGACCUCAGAUGACAAUGGUGUGGGCAGAGAGACCUCACUUGACUUCUGCUCAGAAGUCCAGCCUGAUUCUUUGAGACUUUGGGGUACAUGUAGUGAAAGUGCUUUCAUUCUGUUCUACCAAGAGCCAAUCUGGGCUCUUAAAACUGCCUCCACAGUGAGAUAGGCACCAUGUCCAUGCAAUGCUUGUGCAUUCCAGCCCUUUCCAGGUCCCCUCGGGCCUGAGCAGGGUAGCACUUGUUGCAUUAGAAGAUUCCUGCAGGAAGUGAGUGGAGCAUGGCUCCCUGCUCAGGUACAUCUCUGUACUAAGUCUGGACAGGGCUUUCAAUUGUAGUGUGUUAGCAUUCUGCCUGAGACAUCUAGAAAUUUGGUUCUUUUCUGAGAGCUUGUAUGACAGACUGCUUCACAUCUACUGGGCUGGUGUUAGUGGGUGUGUUGGUUUCACUACACUGUAUGCCAUGGUGAAGCCAAAUUCGGGCUGAGCUUUAGCAGUUUACAUAGGCAGCUAGUCUGAAAGGUGAUUGGGAUGGCCUGGUGCCCACCAAUGGCCUGCUAGUGGGCCCUCUUCCUAGACUGACAGUGUGGCUCAUAGUUUGGGAACGAAGAGUUCAGACUUUUAAUUUUUCUAAAUUCUGUAUUUGGGAUUCUUGGUAAAUAGUAACUUGUCUUCAGUCUCUAAAGUGAGGUUCUGAAUGCUGUAUGUUAUGUAUAGGGCUGGAACAUAGGUGUGUUUUAUGGUUGAGAUUGAAGAUAAGCAUAUUAUGUGGCCUUGGCCUUGUGUGUUUUCAGAGUGAUUCUGUCUUCCCAGAGGAGAUGGUUGCCUUGCACAUAUUUAUUUGUUAGUUAAGACUGGACACAGGGUCACUCAGAAAUGCAUUUUUCUUGGGCCUUUUAGAGUGUGUGUUUAUUCAGAUACUGGUUUGGUUCUGCCCCAUCUGAGUUGCUUUGUUUCUUGGAUUGGGGAGGGCCCUGAGUUUGAGCAUGCGUCCUCUCUAGAUGGCUCUGUGGUGCCAUCUGCCUAGGUGCUGCUCCCUACAAGAGGAUUAUAAAUCCUACUUGAGAAGGUCUCCUACUUUCCACAGGUCUCUCCUGCAUCCCAGGCCAAAGUUUAGGGGUCAAACAUGCCCACCUGUCAUCAGGGCCCACCCCACUCCAUGGGUAGCCUGGUACCACUGUCACCUGCCUCAAGAGCCCACCUCACAGAGAAGCUUCCUUCUCCCACAGUCUCCAGUGUGUGUCUACCAAGUGAUGGGAUGGGCUGUCAUGUUCUGAGCACUGGAGCUUCCUGCUGCCAUGGGCCCAACUCUUAGUACAAAUGAAUAAAAGUGUUUGUAUGUCAUGUA
Onychomys torridus (southern grasshopper mouse) is the source of this 4204-nucleotide messenger RNA. RefSeq names its product ZXD family zinc finger C (gene Zxdc). Gene Ontology annotation, cellular component: nucleus. Gene Ontology annotation, molecular function: transcription coregulator activity. Lineage: Eukaryota; Metazoa; Chordata; Mammalia; Rodentia; Cricetidae. Gene Ontology annotation, biological process: regulation of transcription by RNA polymerase II. The transcript has 11 exons. Bases 185 to 2938 code for a protein of 917 amino acids. The record is from RefSeq and is a predicted model, not a curated record.